AUGCCGAACUACACAGCGCAACUGGCCCAACAUAUUUCGUCUCUUGUCCACCAUCCCAGCUCUUUCUUCAGCGUCAUCCCUCCGGCUAGCGUCGCUCUUUUUGCCUUAGUGGUAAUAGUUGCGUGGUUUGUGUUGUCUUCAACAUGGCAAUACUAUCGACUUCGCCAUUUCGACGGGCCGUUGCUGGCCAAGAUCUCAAACUUGUGGCUCUUUAGAUCUGUGGAUAGCGGCAGAUCGUAUCUCGACUUCUGGGAAGUGACGCAGAAAUACGGAACAAUCGCUCGAGUCGGACUAAACGAUCUCGUCACUGAUGACCCUGUCUUUGUUAAGCACAUGUGCAAUGUUAAAACAGAAUAUCGACGGUCCAGUUGGUACGAUGGCAUGCGCUUCAACCCCACCUCGAACAACUGUUUGUCCACACGAGAUGAAGCUGCACACUCCGCUCUGCGAUCCAAAAUGGCCGCUGGUUACGCUGGCCGCGAUGUCGACAACAUCGAAUCGAAAAUUGACAACAAUGUCCGAGAAUUCAUGGGCCUGCUAAACAGAUACGCUGACAGAAAGGCUCCCGUGGACCUUGGCCGCAAGGUUCAGUUUUUCACCUUGGAUUGCAUCUCUGAUAUUGCAUACGGAGCGCCGUUUGGCUUUGUCGAGACUGACACUGACGUCUACGAGUACAUUGAGACGACCGAGAAGAACCUCCCUAUGGUCAUGGUGGUUACUGUGUUCCCCUGGCUGCUCCAGCUGUUGAAUUCUCCCAUUCUCAAAGGGUUGCUCCCAUCAACGAAAGACAAGCUUGGAUUUGGUAGGAUAAUGAGCAUCGCAAGAGACGUAGCGGCAGAACGUUUCAAGCCAGAUGUCAACAGUGAGCGGGACAUGCUCGGGUCCUUCAUCCGACACGGUCUCACCCAGACCGAAUCCGAGUCCGAAAUCCUACUGCAAAUCGCUGCCGGAUCUGACACAACCGCGUCAGCCAUCAGAUCCACGAUGAUGGAGCUAUGUGCAAACCCCGAAAUCCUCCGUAGACUUCGGCAAGAAAUCGCUUCUGCCAACAUUGCCGGCGAUGUCAUCACCGACAGCGAGGCCAAAGUGUUGCCAUACCUUCAAGCAGUGAUCAAAGAGGGUUUCCGUAUUUUCCCGCCAAUCGCGGGUCUCAUGUCAAAAGAGGUUCCACCGCAAGGAGAUACCUGGAACGGCGUCUUUAUUCCAGGGGGGACCAGAGUGGGCUACAGCAUCUGGGCGAUUACUCGGCGACAAGAUGUCUGGGGUGAAGAUGCGCUGCAAUUUCGGCCAGAGAGAUGGCUCAAUAUUUCUCUAGACAAGCUCAAGGAAAUGGAGAGUACUCUGGAUCUCAUCUUCAGCUAUGGUCGAUGGCUUUGUUUGGGUAAAUCCAUUGCCCUGCUUGAGUUGAACAAGGUCUUUGUCGAGCUAAUCCGACGUUUCGACUUUACGCUGUGCGACCCGGAUAAGCCUUACAAAAUCUUCAACCACGGCGUCUUUGCCCAAUCACAGAUUUGGAUGGAUGUCACAAGAACGAAAAAGACACAAUGA
Molecule: messenger RNA, 1548 nt
Organism: Trichoderma aggressivum f. europaeum
Lineage: Eukaryota; Fungi; Ascomycota; Sordariomycetes; Hypocreales; Hypocreaceae
Exons: 6
Coding region: 1-1548 (515 amino acids)
Molecular function (GO): monooxygenase activity; oxidoreductase activity, acting on paired donors, with incorporation or reduction of molecular oxygen; iron ion binding
Source: RefSeq, a predicted model, not a curated record